AUGAGCUUUCGUAGUCACGAAACGAGCGAAAAUAUCGAAAACCCGCUCGUAGAGCCAAGCGAAGCUAUACUACACGAUGCAAAACAAGAUGCCUGCGAACAGGCAACUACAGCACAGGAAACCCGAGAGCGUAAAAUGACAGAGAAAGGUAGAGAAUAUGUCUGUUCGUUGAAAAGAAAAGCAGCCCUCGAUAUCAAGGAAGAGUUUUUGAAAGAACUGUUUAAUUUUGAGAAAAAGAUUGCAGAUUUCAAUGGUGUUGUUGAACUUAAUAAACAAAUAACAUUGUCAUCAGGGAAAAUGAAUUUUGUUAGCAAGGCCCUUGAUGAAUGGUUGAAAUUAUCCUUAGAUGAGAAUGAAAUUCGCGAAGUCAUAGAAAUGCGUACAUUUCUGUCCGAUAAAUUGUUGAGCACCCAGAGCUGGGCUCAAGAAUAUGCAGUGAAGUUUAGUCAGCAAAAGCAAGAAACAAUUUCUACAACAUCCCGACGAAGUAGUAGCAACAGCAGCCAUAUAGACACCUUAGUUAACCUUAAAGCAAGAAAAGCAGCUUUAGGAAAAAGAAUGCAAUAUUUUCAGUUAAUAUCCGAGCAGGAACGUAAACUUGAGCAGCUAAAGAUGCAGGGAGAAUUUGAGGAAGUCUCAGCACAAGAAAGUGUGUAUGAAACGCUUACUGAAACAGGAAACAUUUUGGGUACCAUUUCUAAUCCAGCCCUGCCCACAGAGAAACACAAUAUCAUGUCCACCUUUCUUGAAGAAGCCACCAACAUAGCCAGCAUUCCCACAGAACAAAGAGUGCCGGAGGCCACAGUAGAACAAGAUGAGCCACGCGCAGUACAUCCCUUUCCCGAGGCACUGAUCCAAUCUCCAUACCAACCUGUUGAGGAUCGACCGGAUUCAUUAUCAGAAAUCGAUAGUGUAUCUCAAGUACAACCCCCAUUCCACGCAGAACAGCCCUCACCUCAAGUGCAAUACCCUCUCCACACAGAACAGUCCCCACCUCAAGUGCAAUACCCUCUCCACACAGAACAGUCCCCACCUCAAUUGCAACGCCCUUUCCACACAGAACAACACUCACCUCAAGUGCAACACCCUCUCCACACAGAACAGUCCCCACCUCAAGUGCAACGCCCUUUCCACGCAGAAGAACACCCACCUCAAGUGCAACACUCUCUCCACGCAGAACAGUCCCCACCUCAAGUGCAACGCCCUCUCCAUGCAGAACAGCCCUCACCUCAACUGCAGCCCCUAUUCCAAGUGCAACUCCCACUUCACAUAGUACAACCCCCACCUCAAGUGCAACACCCUCUCCACACAGAACAGUCCCCACCUCAAGUGCAACCUCCACUCCACACAGUACACCCCCACCUCAAGUGCAACACCCUCUCCACGCACAACAACCCCCGCCUCAACUGCAGCCCCCAUUCCAAGUACAACCCCCACUUCACAAAGUGCAGCACCCACCUCAAGUGCAACGACACCUCUACGCAGAACAUCUCCCACCUCAACUGCAGCCCUUAUUCCAAAUACAACCCCCAUUCCACACAGUGCAGCCCCCACCUCAAGUACAGCCACCACUCCACGCAGCUCAGUUCCCACACUAUGCAAGUAACCUAUCCAUUCCAUUUAAUUCCCCAGGUACCCUUGGGAGCCAGCCGAAUCUCCACCCAACACCAAUGACUCUUCACACCACACCACCACAAGAUGUAUCGAAUCGGAUAGCUGA
Messenger RNA from Paramuricea clavata, 1720 nucleotides. The record is from the annotation of a GenBank genome assembly. Lineage: Eukaryota; Metazoa; Cnidaria; Anthozoa; Malacalcyonacea; Plexauridae.